Messenger RNA from Psilocybe cubensis, 579 nucleotides. RefSeq lists its product as uncharacterized. The record is from RefSeq and is a predicted model, not a curated record. The coding region runs from base 1 to 579 and encodes 192 amino acids. The transcript has 2 exons. NCBI's taxonomy places the organism in Eukaryota, Fungi, Basidiomycota, Agaricomycetes, Agaricales, Agrocybaceae.
AUGGAUUCUCCAUGGGAUGAAGACCCAAUGGACACAACUUCCAGAGACGUUGAAUGGUCCAGAAUUUCCUCCGAUUUCACCAACGUCGGAUAUCGUGAAGGUAUCACCGCCGGAAAAGAGGCAGCCUCCCAGGAAGGUUUUAACGAUGGUUUUGCCAACGUUGGCGUGCCUAUCGGACGCGAGCUAGGCCUCUUGCGCGGGGUUACCUCCGUCCUGCUUUCCUUCCUUAAGGUCACCCCCGAUGUCCCAGAGCACGAUCGCAUGCUUGCCGAGGUGCAAGAUAUAUCAUCACAGCUUUCUAAAGUUCGCUUUUCGGAUAUCAUGCCUCGGGAUCUCGAAGCUGAGCAGCAUGCGCGUGAACAUCUCGAGGCAGAGGGCGAAGAACUUGAUGUUCACGAAGAUCUUGCUGCCAAACGCGACAUGGAAGGCAUCGAGGACAUGCUUGCUAGUCUCAGUGCCGGGAAUGGAAAAAUCAGGGGAGAAAGCGCCAGACCUACUCCCGAGGAUGUCCAAGCUCUCAAAUCUCGACUGGGCAUCUUGAGCAAUCGCCUUGCUUUGGACAUCAAUUGGAGUUGUUGA